Molecule: messenger RNA, 908 nt
Organism: Anopheles cruzii
Lineage: Eukaryota; Metazoa; Arthropoda; Insecta; Diptera; Culicidae
Gene: Taf9
Product: transcription initiation factor TFIID subunit 9
Exons: 3
Coding region: 24-851 (275 amino acids)
Biological process (GO): RNA polymerase II preinitiation complex assembly; DNA-templated transcription initiation
Cellular component (GO): transcription factor TFIID complex; SAGA complex
Molecular function (GO): protein heterodimerization activity; transcription coactivator activity; RNA polymerase II general transcription initiation factor activity
Source: RefSeq, a predicted model, not a curated record
UUUGUGGUGGAAACUGCUUCACGAUGGAUCUACAAAACAAUGAACGUGAAAAAAGCGAAAAGGUAAAAAUCUCCAACCAAGUCAAGCACGUCCCGAAAGAUGCACAAGUUGUGAAGUCGAUCCUGAAGGAGCUGGGCGUACAAGAUUAUGAACCCCGAGUAAUCAAUCAGCUGCUCGAGUUUACGUACCGCUACGUGACGUGUAUUCUGGACGAUGCCAAGAUAUACGCGAACCAUGCGCGGAAAAAGGUGAUCGAACUGGACGACGUGAAGCUGGCUACACAGAUGAUACUCGACAAAGCGUUCACUGGACCCCCGCCGCGUGACAUACUGCUGGAAAUUGCUCGCAACCGUAAUGCCACGCCACUGCCACUGAUUAAAACUCACUGUGGAUUGAGACUGCCUCCGGAUCGCUACUGCUUGUCGGCAUGUAACUAUAAGCUGCGUGCUGCACAGCAACCCAAGCGCAUGAACAAAUCCGCCCUAGAAAAUCGUUCCUCACUGAAGGCAACCAAAGCAUCUUCUGGGGCCGGCUCGGACAGCUCCGGUGGCAGCGUAAAACGACCGUCCGUGCAGCCAACACCGAAAACGCAGGUGGUCAGUAUACCGAAGCCGGUGUUCAAGCUAAGCGAAGCGCCCAAAACUACACCAAACUCUGCGUCCAAGUCUGUCAAAACAACCGUUUCGUCUGCGCCCCCCACCAACGGUGGAAAUCGGGUGACCACUGGCAACAACGGUUCCGUGUCUGUAGGCGGUGUAGAAAUAAAAAUGGAAACCGACGACCAGUUCGGUGAUAGUACAGGCAGCACCAAGCGAAAACGCGAGGAUGAUGAUUUCGAAAUAGUGCCGUAAGUUGUGGAUCGUUUCUUAUAAUCAUACACGAAUUUCAAUAAAAAUUGUCCACAUGCA